Molecule: messenger RNA, 994 nt
Organism: Aegilops tauschii subsp. strangulata
Lineage: Eukaryota; Viridiplantae; Streptophyta; Magnoliopsida; Poales; Poaceae
Product: B3 domain-containing protein Os06g0194400
Molecular function (GO): DNA binding
Source: RefSeq, a predicted model, not a curated record
CAAAAUCAAUCGCCCCGUCUCCCCACCCCACCCCACCUCGCUCCCCCCAACGUCGGCAGCCGGAGCGCGAUGGAUGAACCCAACUCGUACGAGGAGCAGCGCAGGAGGCAGGUGGAGGAGAAUGAGCGGAAGCUGGAGGAGCUGCGCCUGCACCGCCUCUCCGCCGCCGUGCGCGAGGCCGCCGUCAAGCCCAUGCCGACCAAGGAGCUGAAGCUGCGGUAUCUUCGCGCGCCGCCGCCCCCGACCCGGCGGUCCGGCCGCGUCGCCAGUCUCCCCAAGCAACCCGAUUACCGCGACAAGAAAGCCCCGAGAAGGGGAUUACCACCUGAUCGUGUGUACGCGACCGACGAAGCUAGAGACUACGCCUUCACCAAGGCCAAAGAGCUCAAUAACCAGCUGUCCUCCGCUCACCCCUCCUUCAUCAAGCCCAUGACCCGUAGUUAUGCCACGGGUCACCUGCUGACCAUCCCGCAGCAAUUCAAGAAGAGCUAUCUCCCAUGGUUUGAUGAGAUGAUCUUUCUGGUGGAUGAAGAGGAUGGGGAGUUUCCCAUGCCUUACAUGGCGCAACAUGGUGCCAUCGGCUCUGGGUGGAACUUGUUCGCCAUCGGUCACAAGCUGGCUGAUGGUGAUUGCUUGGUGUUCCAGCAAGUCCAGAGGACAAAGUUUAAGGUCUACAUAAUUAGAGCAAGUUCCUACUACAAAAAGGACCACUGUUGACGCCUUUAGCUUCAACUAUUGCGACCACAACAGUGCCUUGCAGGAUGGAAAUAUAUGACUGAAGCGAAGAUCAAUGGGAGCCUUGCUGUCCUGAAGUUUAAUCUAUUAACAUGGAAUGAAGAAUGGUAGUGGAAACAAAGUAUUUCAUUUGGUUAGGUCUUUGUCUCUAGAAACUAGAAAAUGUACCCUUUUCAGACCUUAAGUAUAUUUACCUAUGUAUUUUCAGAUAUAUUCGCUUUUAAAUUAUUUAAUGUGCCGAUGCUUUGGCUUCUGAACA